GUGUUUACCGUUAUCUGCUCGGCUUAAAAGAGUCUCUGUUUUAAUUAGUCAAAAAUGUAUUUAUCAUGACAAGAUGACAGGUUCAGCAGAAUCUGCAAGUGCAAUCAGUUUUCAUUUAUAAAAAGUCAUUAACACAUUUUAGUGUUUAGGACAGCGAGAAAAGAUCGAUAGGAUAGCCUGAAUGUGGUUAACUGAGAGUACUUCUGCAGGAUUGUAACAUUAAAGCCACUAUUCACUAGGUUCCGGGUGUGCGUGUGUGUGUGUGUGUGUUGUGAGCAUGCCAAUUAACUCUUGGUUUAUUCAUGUUCCCGUGCGCGGGCAGUGGCUCAGAUGCUAGCCGAUAGCUAGCUAGCAAUUUAUAACAAAAUGCAUAUCUUUUUGUUAGCCAAGGGGAUGCCCUAGGAGCCAAAUAAAUGUAUACGUGAAACGAUAACGUUUAUGGGGCGAUUUGGGAGAUCGCGGGAGAAUUCUGACCCAUUUUAAUGACCCUUAAAUCCCGAUUUUUCGGCCCCUGGAGCCACAGCGCUCGAACAAGAGAGCAUCCCAGCACCGUUUGCGGAUAUGAGGAAGGGACCCGACGUUAUUCGGGGGAGAAGCUAACAUACAACUGACUGGCAUUUUAUCAGGAAUACUCUGUCGGCUUGACUGGACGCUCCGGAUACCACUUGAAAUCCAAGAAGUGAAGUGGAAGUAGGGGAUUUUCUUCCCUUUCUGCCUACAGCUCUUCUCCUCCCUGCGAUACUGUUCCUGUCAUUAAAUCCCUCGUCACCCUUGCCAGUUUUUCAGUGCCACUUGCUGAAAUGGAUUGGGCCACGCCAGCAGCCAAACUGAAUCCCUACACCCGAGCCCGCAUGACAGAGGCCUGGCAGCAACACUCAGUCGGUCCACCUCAAGUCGUCCACACUAUCCCUCCAGGAGCUGAGAACGCGUUGGGCUGUGCCGUGUAUGGCAUUGUACUGCAGCCAGAUGCUACGUCUUUGCAGCAACAACAGCAGCAACAGACUCAGCAUGGACAGCACAGCCAACACAACCAACAACACAGUGCGAGUCAGCAGCACGGAGGCGGGCAGCACAGUCAGCAGCAGCACCCUGCCCAGGCCCAGCAGACCUCCCUACAGGUAGGGACAGAGGGAGGACACAAGUGUGGGGCCUGUGGACACGAUAUCUCCCACCUGGCCAAUCCACAUGAGCACCAGUGCAUGGUGAGUCAGGACAGGUCAUUCCAGUGCACCCAGUGCAUGAAGAUUUUCCACCAGGCGACAGACUUGCUAGAACACCAGUGUGUUCAGGUGGAGCAGAAGCCGUUCGUGUGUGGAGUGUGUAAGAUGGGCUUCUCCCUACUCACCUCUUUAGCCCAGCACCACACAUCCCAUAACAGCACCAACCCAAUGAAGUGUUCAAUAUGUGAGAAGACCUACCGACCCGGUUCUUCUGGCAACGUCACACCCAACUCGAAUAAUCCCCAGCAGUCCGGCAGUGAUGGGGCGUCAGCCAGCAGCAGCUCAUCCAUUCUACCCUUUCCCUCGGCACGAGACCGGCCGUACAAAUGCUCUGUUUGCCAAAAGGGCUUCAAACACCUAUCAGAACUCACGCGGCACGAGAGGGUCCACACAGGAGAGAAGCCCUUCAAAUGUGACACAUGUGACAAGGCCUUCAGCCAGUCAUCACACCUACAGCACCACCAGCGAACACACAGCAGUGAACGCCCAUUCAAGUGUGCUGUUUGUGAAAAGAGUUUCAAGCACCGCUCCCACCUCGUGCGCCACAUGUAUGUGCACUCUGGUGAGCACUUGUUCAAAUGCAACUUAUGUGAGCUGCACUUCAAAGAGUCGUCGGAGCUCCUUCACCACCCCUGCCACCCGCAGGGUUCCCGCCCCUUCCGCUGUGCCACAUGCGGUAAGGGUUUCAAGCGGCCGUCAGACCUUCGCCAACAUGAGCGCACGCACUCGGAGGAGCGUCCCUUCCACUGUGACGAGUGUCAGAUGAGCUUCAAGCAGCAGUAUGCGCUGGUUCGGCAUCGACGCACACACAAAGACCCUACUGACCGGCCAUUCAAAUGCAAUCUGUGCGACAAGGGCUUCAUGCAGCCCUCUCACCUCCUCUACCACCAGCAUGUCCACGGCAUGGACAACCUGUUCAAGUGCGCCUCGUGCCAGAAGGAGUUCAGCCAGUCAGGAGAGCUGCUCAGACACAAGUGCGGCGAGUCAUCCAACACCUCGCCCGACAAGCCGUACAAGUGUGACGUUUGUGGCAAGGGCUACAAGAAGAGUUCCACGUUACAGCGUCAUCAAAACUCUCACUGCCAAGAAAAGCCCCUCAAGUGCUCGCUCUGUGACCGCCGCUUCCUCUCCUCCUCGGAAUUCGUCCAGCACCGCUGCGAUCCGUCGCGGGAAAAGCCGCUGAAGUGCCCUGACUGCGAGAAACGUUUCAAAUACUCAUCAGACCUGAACCGACACCGGCGCGUUCACACAGGGGAGAAACCAUACAAAUGCGACCACUGCAACAAGGGCUUCAAACAGCGAGAGCACCUGACCAAACACCAGAGCACGCACUCCAGAGAGGGCCAGUUCAAGUGUGUUUGGUGCGGUGAGCGCUUCAGUGACUUGGGCUCUUUGCAGGAUCACACGGUGCAGCACACAGCCGACGGAGGGGGUUACCCUGUGCCCCAGUGCAUAUAAAUGCUCACAGACCUUUUCCCUUGAACAGACAGUCCCCUAAAGUCCCGUCCUCUUGUCUGUCCCUUUCACCACAUUUGAAGGACAGUCCAGGUUAUUACAGUUAUUAUUGCAUUCAUUCCCACCAGUGAUGCAUCAGGUUUUUGUUGCUCUACUAACCUGCCCAAAGGCCUUUAAUACUGUGACCCUGUCAUUCCAUAAGAUAACGAGAAGGCCUUUUUCUCUCCCUGCGCUCUCCUUUUUGUUCCACCUCAUUUUCUUUUUAUACCCGUCCUCUUCCCUUUUUUCUCAGCCCCACACUCAGACAGUUGAUAGCAGUGAAGAGGCCACAACCCCACAACUAGAGCUGCAACGAUUAUUCGAUUAGUUGGUCGAAAGAAAAUUAAUCAACAACUAUUUUGAUAAUCCAUUAAUUGUUUCAGGUAGUUUUUUUUUUGAGCAAAAAUGUGCAAAAUUGGCUGGUUUCAUUUUCUGAAAUUGAGGAAUUGCUGCUAUUGUUUGUCAUUUAUGAUAAUAAAUUAAGAGUCUUUGGGUUUUGGACUGUUGGUUAGACCAAAGAAGCAAUUUGAAGACAUCAGUUUGGACUCUGUAAAAUUUAGAUUUUUCAUUUUUCACAAUUUCUUGACAUUUUAUAGACCUAAACAUUAAUCGCGAAAGUUGUCGGCAGAUUAGUCAAUAAUGAAAAUAAUCGUUAGUUGCAGCCCUAACCACAACUAUGAGUCAUACUUAGUCAGCCUGUUGCAGACAGAAACAGGUGCUAUAAUGCAGGUUGAUACAGCAAGUACUGAGAUCCCUCCUAAUGUCCUCCCCCCAGGAAAGGAAAAAAAUUGAAUUGCCCCUUCAUUGUCUUAUAAGAGACAGCCAUUGUUGUUUUGUUUUUUUAAAGUUCUUGGCAGGAAGUAUGUUGUAAGGUGUACGUAAUGAAUCAGUAGAGGCGAGUCUUAACCUAAACUGGCCGGGCCACAAACUGUCAUGACUGCUAGAGUAUCCACUAGAGGGGGAUCAUUCCCUUGUUUUAUUCUUUUUGCCUUUCCCUCUCUUUGUCCAGAGACAUCUCUUCCCUGCUCCUCAGUUUCUCCCUCUUUCUUCUUCCCAUCUCUGCUUUCUAUUGCUUCUUCCUCUUCCUGUCUCAGCCUGUCGCUGUAUAACAUCAGAAGGCUGGAAAGUUUCACUGACCGCUCAGACACACACACAUGCACUCACAUUCGUUUGUCUUUGGUCAGGUGAAGGAUGACUUGAAGUGCUUUUCAUUUUCAUGUCCCCACAGUAAUAGAGAAACAGUCUUUAUUAUUUUGGUCCAGACUGCUUCCACAUCCCUCUGGGUUGUGGGAUAGUAUUUUUACAUGUAUAAUUUAUGAAGUAGCCAGUAUGCUCCUCAUUGUAUGUGAAAGGGAAACAGUGUGGGGGGAAUUUGGGGGUUUAUUGUCCUAUAGUGAAAUAAUUCCACUGAUAAAAUGUCUGUGAGUGUAUGUGAGGUUCAUGGUUUUCAUGAAUACUCCUGUUUGUACCAAAACACCAGUAUGAAGCAGCACCGGAUCUCAAAGGUGUGUAGACUAACCAACCAGCAGAAGUCAAUACAAAAACCCCGAUGAUCGAUACCAAUCUCACCUGUCAGAAUAGACUUAUAUAUAGAAAUAUAUAUUUCACACUAAUAUACUUGUCAUAUUCCUGCAGAGGUCAGUGCUGUUAGACUUACAUGUGCUGAAAAUGUCCAAGUUUGAACAUUACACUUCCUGUCUCGGCCUGUACAUACUAAGGAUGUGUGAGUGUACUUGUCAGAAUUUGUCUUUCUUAAAAACAAUGUGUAAGGACUGUUUUUGUAUUCUUGCUACUUUUUACCAUGUGAAAUGUUUUGACAAAAGCUCUUUUGUUGUUUUUGUAGUCCAUGUAGUGAUUGUAUCAGUAUGUCGCAGGGAAUCUCAUGGAGCACCCUCCGUGUGUGUGUGUGUGUGUGUGUGUGUGCGUGUGAGUCUGGGUGUGUGAAUGUAAACAGUAUUCUGUCAAACAGGGAAAUUCCAACUGUAGACAAUUGUAUUAGAAAUGUUUCAACAGACCUGCGCCUUUUUUUUUUUUUUUUUUUUUAAACUUACUAACCUUACUGGUCUGUCAUCUGUUUUUUGCAGAACGAACCUGCACUUUGUGUUAGAUAUUUUCCAUGAUUUGAAAGAAAUAUUAGCACUGUUGUUCCCGUUCUAUGUUGCGUUAAGGUUGAUGUUGUGUCUGUCAGAGUGGGUUUAUACCAGAGUGAAUGACACCAUGCUCUUCUUUGAAUGCUAUGAGAUUCUGGUUGCGCUUAAGAAGCCUGGAACGCAAGUUGGCUAACAUGUCAUCUGUGAUCGCCAUUGUUUCUUUUUCUGUUUAUGUGGGGGGCCGUUACCUCUCUCCCCUCUCUUUGUUUUACUGUUGAGUCAUGGUUUGAGUGCAGUAUUAAAAAGUAUUGAGUACAAAUGGAGGAAGGCCAAGGAGACGGAAGUCACAUUUUUUUUAAAUUCUGGCUUUCAAUUCUUUUUGUUGUUUUAGCCUUCAAAUGAGGCCACGGUGCCUCUCUGCCUCUUCCUCCCCGUCUGCUUUCUGUCUGUGUCCUUCAUCAUCUUCAUCAUGCGAGUCAGAUGGUUAGUUCUAUCAGCCAUCAUAUUUUUAUUUUCUGAGUCUGGUAUUAUAAGACUUUGAGAAUUUUGAGAGAAAGAAGUACUGUAUGUUUUUUUUAUGGUUUCACAUUUGUUUUUUGUUUUUUUAUUAAUCUUUAAAUUGAUAUGAAUAUACAUAUAUAUAUUCCUUAAAGGAGAGACCAGGGCCUUGGGGUGACUUUGAUAAAGUUGGCUGUAUUUUAACAUCUGUAUUCAGCUUUCAAAAUGUAGAAUUGUUUUUAAGGACAAAUCACAGAUGAAACGAUGUCUACACAAAGAAUUCUGCAGGGUGGUGGUGUAAAAGUUGAAUAACUACAACACAAACACACCAGGAAUCAAUGAGGGUGGGUUCAUGUUUGCCAAGAAUUACAAGUGCUCAAGGACUUUUGACUUGUUAACUGGUGCUGACACAUCAUCAGAUGUGCAUAAUAAGAAAUAGUCACUCCAGGUGCAGGACAAGGACCUCACAUACUGUAUACUACUGACAGUAGAUUUAAUGUGUCCGUAAAAGUGUACAUUCAAAGCCUAAGAAAAAUCCCAGGCCAGCAGCACUAAUUUAGCGUUGGUGAGGGCAACUGUCUGGUGGUGCAUUUGUCCUGCGUGUUCUAGAGUAGCCUACUGUUCAAGUAGGAGAAACAUUAACAGAGCAAACUGAAAAUGCAGUGAUGAAUACUGCAAAGUGAAAGGGAGAGAAGCACUUGCCACAUCUGGAUCAAUUUUAAAAAUCCAUUUCCCCAAGCAUGUCCAACAAGCAUACGGGGAAAGGAGAGGAAAAUCUCCUGUAUAAGCACAAAUGAAGUAAAUCAACCCUUGUGAAUUUAAAAUGGUAGUUUCAAUGGAAACAGCCAGUUUAGACACCAGUUCAGCCACCUGCCAUCCCCUCUUAGCUUUUCAGUUCCAGUAAACAAACCUGUCAGACCCUGGUGUCUCUUGCGCUCUGCAUGCUUGCUGUGUUAGUUCCUGUGUUCUGUCCCUGGGAAUUGGUCCCCCCCCCCCUCCCUCGCAGCACUGUUCCCUCCUAUAGCUUUUCCAAAUUGUACUGUAGUUUAUGUGAAAGAUGUUUAAAAAAAAGAAAAGAAAAAAAACUUUGUGGCGACGUACAGUACGUGUACAUUAAUGCUAAGGUUAUCUGUAUGUAUGUAGCAUUCAAUUACACACAGCACUAACAAAUAAAAUUUUUUCAUUUAUAAA
Molecule: messenger RNA, 6493 nt
Organism: Micropterus salmoides (largemouth bass)
Lineage: Eukaryota; Metazoa; Chordata; Actinopteri; Centrarchiformes; Centrarchidae
Gene: znf319b
Product: zinc finger protein 319b
Exons: 3
Coding region: 801-2678 (625 amino acids)
Source: RefSeq, a predicted model, not a curated record